AGAAUAUUUUGUCGGUACCGGUACGUGUCUGUGUCGCGCAAGUCCGUAAACGUCUAUGUGAUCAGUGCGGUUGCCGGUUAGUAAGAAUAUGAAUACAGCGAACGUGCGUGUACAGACGGCAAAACAUUUUUGAGCAAAUGAAUAACUUAAAGUUAAUCGAAUUAGUCAGAGGAUAUACCUAUAUUUAUGAUAUGACUGACUACAGAUAUAGUGACAAUCAACUUCGAGAUGAUGCGUGGAAAGAAAUAGGAGAAAUACUUCAAAUUAAACCUAAAGACUGCAAGAGGAUAUGGGCUACAUUACGCGAUGCAUACCGACGCUCUGUAAAGAAACAAAAAGAACAACAAAGUGGAGAAUUUACCGGAGUAAUAAGAAGAUGGAGAUAUGAGAAACAGAUGUCCUUUCUGUUGCCCUAUAUGAGAGAAAGAUCUAAAUCCGAUCAAGAUCCUCUUGGCACCUUUAAAUUAUCCAAAGAAGAAAACCACAGUGAUAUUGAAGAAAACGGUUCCGACGACGAUAUUGAAAGAACGGCUUUUCUCGAAGUUAGUAUGCCAGAAAAAUCAUCACUUCUAAGGCAAACAACAUCGUCACAAAGCGGCAAUAGGCCAAAACCAAAACGAGCUAAAUUUGGUGAAACGAUCGCUCCGCAAUCUACUUCCAGUGAGACGCCUCCAACUUCCCUGAAUCAAUUCGUUCCAGAAAAUAAAACAGAGACGAAUGAUAUCCAGCAAUUUUUUGACAGUGUGGCUACCACAGUUCAGACUUUCCCUCUUCGAGAUAGAGCUGUAGCAAAAGCUAAAGUAUUUUCAGUGAUAUCUGAAAUGGAGCUCGAAAUUCUAAGUAGAGAUUCGAAUAUCUAUUCUGAAUAUGUAGAUACACCUGAAACUUAUAAUACUUAAAUAUCGGAACUACGUAAUGAUUUCUGUAAUAUACUAUCUUUACAGACUUAAUUAUCAGGAUCACCGGAUGUGAACAAUGAACAAUCCGUCGGGAACUACACUAAGUAUUCGAAAAGGACCAGAGGACGCCCAAGAGUCAUCUACAUAUAUGCACUUACAAAUUAGUUUACGUUUUAAGCCCUAUACUUAUUUAAAUAAAAAUAAAUAAAAUAAAUAAA
Molecule: messenger RNA, 1117 nt
Organism: Sitophilus oryzae (rice weevil)
Lineage: Eukaryota; Metazoa; Arthropoda; Insecta; Coleoptera; Curculionidae
Product: transcription factor Adf-1-like
Exons: 2
Coding region: 138-899 (253 amino acids)
Biological process (GO): regulation of transcription by RNA polymerase II
Cellular component (GO): nucleus; transcription regulator complex
Molecular function (GO): DNA binding
Source: RefSeq, a predicted model, not a curated record